Sinocyclocheilus anshuiensis is the source of this 953-nucleotide messenger RNA. RefSeq names its product monocyte to macrophage differentiation factor 2-like. NCBI's taxonomy places the organism in Eukaryota, Metazoa, Chordata, Actinopteri, Cypriniformes, Cyprinidae. The coding region runs from base 474 to 953 and encodes 159 amino acids. The record is from RefSeq and is a predicted model, not a curated record. Gene Ontology annotation, cellular component: membrane. The transcript has 5 exons.
CUAUAAUUUAAGAGAUACUAGAGUGGUUAGUUUCAUUAAUCUGUAUUGUGGUGGUCUCCUUGUAGGUUUGAUGUCUUAACAUAAAAUAAUGCACAUCGAUAAAUGGUGUCUAUACCAUUAUGAGUCUUAUUUAAAUAAAAAAAAAAAAACUUUGCUAGCAAAUGCUAGAACAUAUGGCAUGCGUCCAAUAUCUGAGUGAAUGCACUGAUCUAAUAGACAAUACAUUGUAUAAACCCAGCAUCCUACACGGAUGAUCCACUCGUUUCUGCCGGCAGGAAGACCGGAGUCCUGAGACCGUUACUUGUUCUCUACUUCCGGAUUACUGCUCAUAAUGCUCGCUCAGUUGUAUAGUUCAUCACCCGAAUGAUAUUUAAGAGCGAUUGUUUUGUAGAUUAGUGUGUAUCUGGAAGACGAGCUCUGAACUACGUUUUCAUCUACACAAGCAACCGUUGGAGUUAACGUUACGCGUUUAAAUGGAACUUGUAAGAUUUAUGAACAAUCGUGCACCAUCUAAUAAGAGAUAUCAGCCAACAGAAUAUGAGCACGCUGCUAACUGUGCCACGCAUGCGCUCUGGAUCAUUCCCAGCAUUGUGGGUGGGAUCUUGUUGUACCUCUUAUCUGAUGACCACUGGGAGGAGAUUUCAGCAUGGCUCUAUGGGGCAGGCCUAUCAAGCCUUUUCAUCAUAUCCACAGUUUUCCAUACUAUCUCCUGGAAAAAGUCUCAUCUCCGAUCGGUUGAGCACUGUUUCCACAUGUGCGACAGGAUGGUGAUCUAUUUCUUCAUUGCAGCGUCCUACACACCUUGGCUGACGCUGCGGGAUCUUGGUCCAUGGGCUGCCCAUAUGCGUUGGGUGGUCUGGGUGAUGGCCUCUGGAGGAACUGCCUAUGUGUUCUUCUUCCAUGAAAGGUAUACAUGUGUUAAGAGUAUUAAGAUAAUCAUUAAUAAUGAUUAA